AUGAAAGUAUACUGUAUUUAUGAUGGGAAGAAUGUCAUGGGCGACGUGGUGAAUAAUGUGACAGAGCCCUUCAAGCUGAAGAUCGAUAUCCCAGCCUCCUGGCAAGAUGGUCCAUGUGAGCGUCUUCUCAACUUCUUCCUGAAAACUCUUCGGGAGAAGCGCCAAGUCGAUGUGACUGAGGACUGUGUAACGAUGAUAUGCAACGGCGUGAAUCUGAAGCUGCAAGACUGCAUAGUGAGCUUCAUUUCGGAGUAUAACGACAUCUACAUUCUGCACAGGGCACCCAGAAAAGAAGAAGAGGCACACGAGGGCGAAGUGCGAUGCACUAAUUUUGGAUGCAACCAAUACUACAAGGAGGAGGAGAAUAUGGAUGACUCAUGCCAUCAUCACUUGAAGGGCCCUGUCUUUCAUGACUUGGAGAAGUUUUGGGGGUGCUGUGAGAGCAGGAAGGCCUUUGACUGGGAAAGUUUUGAGAAGAUACCAAAGUGCUGUGUUGGACGCCAUAGCACUGCGAAGAAGCCGUUUGCUUUUCCAAAGGAGAAGCUACUCAACAUUCCUCUUACAUCCUCUCAAGUGGCGCAGGCAAGCCAAGCGCAUUCAUGUAUGCACAAUGAAAGGCAAACUACUGGUCCCAGAGAGUUCGAGGGUGCUUCACUUUCACAGGCCGAACCGCAGCAAAUUGUGGAUGGCAAGGCAAGGUGUCGAAAUUUCGGUUGCUCAAAGGAAUUUGUUGUCACAGAAAACACGGACUCUUCGUGCCAGUACCACAAAGGUGGACCUGUCUUCUGGGACACCUACAAGUACUGGAAGUGCUGUCCGGAGAAGAAAUGUUUGGAGUUUGAUGACUUUGUGAAGAUACCCGGGUGCUGUAAAGGAGCUCAUCGACUGUGA
This is a messenger RNA of Leishmania braziliensis MHOM/BR/75/M2904, 891 nucleotides long. RefSeq lists its product as hypothetical. Lineage: Eukaryota; Euglenozoa; Kinetoplastea; Trypanosomatida; Trypanosomatidae. The record is from RefSeq and is a predicted model, not a curated record. The transcript has a single exon. The coding region runs from base 1 to 891 and encodes 296 amino acids.